Messenger RNA from Formica exsecta, 3627 nucleotides. RefSeq names its product disks large-associated protein 5. Lineage: Eukaryota; Metazoa; Arthropoda; Insecta; Hymenoptera; Formicidae. Gene Ontology annotation, biological process: signaling. The transcript is spliced from 6 exons. Bases 89 to 3082 code for a protein of 997 amino acids. The record is from RefSeq and is a predicted model, not a curated record.
UGUAACUAUCAAUUUGAAGUGAUUUUCAGUUGUACUGCCGUUACAGGAAGACACGCGAAUUUGGAGAGUUGUAUUGAGCCAUAACGAAAUGUCGGAUUUCAAGCAACAGUAUAAGAAUCCGCGUCCAGGUUUUGGCCACACGGAUCAUAAUAGGAUUCUACGCGCUUAUAAGCAUGUAGAAUCUCGUAGGGAAGUCAGAACACGAGCAUUCGACAACAACCGUAGACUACAAGAUGUCUCGGUACCCGCCAGCCCGUUCUCCACAGAGGCUACAUCUAUUACGGAUACACGUAUGAAAAAAUUGAUGAAAUGGAAGGAAGAACGCAAGAAGAAAAAGAAGCUGGAAAAUACUACGAAAAAACCUGCAUUUAAAGUUGGUAUUGUUCAUCACUCUCUAUGUUCUCCUGUGAUUCGGAGCAAUGCAUCAACUGCAGUUGCGAAAACACCUAAGCAAGCAACACGAUUAAAUAAUGUUCAAAAACGAAUUACAAAGGCUACAGAGAAGCGAUUAUUAGCUAAAGCAGCAUCUGCUGCUAAGCAAUCAACUGCUACUACAAAGAAUGCUUCAACGUCAACAAAAUAUCCUAUGAAUAUCAAAAAGCCAACAUCUAAUACUAAAAAUAAAAAAUCAUUUGCCCCUGCUAAUCACGAAUUUAGACCUCCAUCUGGAUUGCAUAACAUGCCUCUAUUUGGUCUUGUACCAAUAGAAGAAACUCCACAGGAGAAGGGAAAUUUCUUUAUACAAAACAAAUUAACAGAAUGCAAGACAGUUGAUAUAAGUGAACAGAAAGAUAUAUCAUCUCAAAAAUUAUAUGCAGAAAUCCCUGAUACCAGUGGUACUACAGUAAAGUUGAAAACUCCUGCAAGUCCAAAGUUAUUACCAAAUAAACAAAAAUCAUCACAAAGAUUAAAUGAAUCAAUUUGUAAUCUAAAUGAUGUUACAUAUGAAUUAAACAGAACUGCAACAAGGUCAUCAUUAAAAGAACAGACAAUACAAGACUCUUUUCAAGAUAAACCUUUAUCAGACAAUAUGCAAACACCAUCACAAAAGAGUACCCCAAGUGAUACAUCUUCUGCUAAAGAAAACUGUACUACGAAUGACCUCAUUCAAUUUUCGCCAUAUCUCACAUUAAGUCGUGGCAAGAAGAAUGCUAGAAAAGAACAACAGCAGCGGCUUGGCAUUGGUCGCUUAUCCCCUGAUGAAAUUCCAACCAAAGAUACUGUAAUGAAAAAUUUAAAUAUAUCUGUGGAAGAAGAAGUACGCACGGCACAGUACUUCAAAUUUCUAUUGAAUAAAGAAACUGAGAGACUUAGAGAACUUUGUAAAACAUGGUUGGACAUCAAAUUAGAAAAGGAUAUUCCAGAUGAUGUUAUGUAUGAAAUAAAUCAAGCAGUAGGACAGACAAAUUUACUAAUAAAUAAAAAGUUUGAAAGAUUUCGUGGUUUAGUAGAGGACUGCGAAAUUGGUAAAGGAGAAAAACUAGUUACAUGUAGAGAUUUGCAAGGAUUUUGGGAUAUGACAUACAUGGAAGUCAGAGAUUGUGACUCGCGAUUUGAGAAAUUAGAGCAACGUCGAAACAGAGGAUGGCUAGAGGAAGAAUGCAUUGUUGCCAAACCUGCUGCCAAAAAACGAAUGCCUAUUAAAAAACAACCUAUAUCAUCAAAGCCAAGUUCGCUACGAUCAUUAAUUGUGGCUGCCAGAAAAAAAAAGAUGGAAGUGAAAACAAGCAACUUGAUGCAAGAUACGAAUACAAAUAUAAAAUAUUUUACACCUUCCAAAAAUAGUAAAAGAUCUGCGAAUUUUGAUAAUACUAAUAUUCAAAGUAGUACAAAAAAAUCUAAGUCCCUUGGCAUUACUUACGAUCGCAAGUCGACUCCUGUUCGACAUGAAAGCUCUAGAACAAGCUUGUUACAAAAAGUGCAAUUUUCCGACGAUAAAAGAAUAAAGAGUCCACUUAUAGCUAUGAAAGUAAGUAAAAUGGGUAAAACACCAGAAGUUCAAUUAGAUGAUACAAUAUCAUAUAUUAAUUCUGGUCAAACGCCUGGUAAGAGUAUAUUAAAGAAAUCGGAAGAGUUAGUAGAUACAGAGAUCCGUGCAAAGUCUGCACAUAAAGUCAAUUUUGAUGAUCAGAUAGUAAUGAAUGAAGUCCCUCUUGAUGAAGAAACACAGACUAAAUUAAAUUUAUCUAUUGCUUUAAAUAAGAUAGACAGUCUCGAUUUGGAUGAAUUAAGCCCACAGGAGUGCAUUAAUGCUGAAAGAAAAUUAGAUUUUGAGACUGAGGAUUUUGACAAUUUUGAUGAUAUGAACGAGAUUUCGGCUGAAAUACACAGAUUUAAAAAAAAAUCAAAUGAAUCUAAAAUAUUUGAACAGAAUACUUUUGAUUCUAAUGCACAUUCAUUUAAUGAUACAACAUUCUCUAUAUCUGAUAAAGAAUCAUCGCCACGUGAUGCAAAAGUCAUAUCACCUAAGAAAAAAUUAAAACAUCGAAAUCAACAUAAAAAUGCGACAAAUAUACUUGUAAAUAUUUUACCUGCAACACCAUUAUUACAAACUAAAACAGAGACAUCUAUUAUCUCUGAUACAAUUUCAAAUACGACAGACAUGGAAAAUCAUGAUACAGAAAUAAGAAUACUUAGAAAUAGAACUAUCACAGCAAAUAAUACACCCAAAAACAAUAGAACAAGCGAAAUGAUAACUCUAAGGAGAAUUAGCAAAAAAGAAAAUAAGAGCCCUGUUAAGCCAAGUAGAAAAAGUUCGUUAAAAUUAUCGCAAAAGAAUGGAGAUAAUUACAUGAUACCAAAUAAAGGCAAUAUAACAGAGAUGGAACAUAUGAUAUUGACAGAGAAUAUUGAUAAGAGAAGAAGAUCAUCUCGUAAAAGCGUUGCAUUUAAUGAAGAAACAUGUUUAGUGUGUGCUGAAAGCAAACCAGUGUUACCUAUGACUCCUCAUGCAAAACGAAAUCGUAGCAAGACUCCCUCGAGACAAAGUCGAAGCAAACAUGUGCUUAAUGAGGAUCUUAUAUCAUGGGAUACACCAAAACAUCUUCCUAACAGAGUUACGAGAUCUCAACCAAAAAAUUAAUGUUUUUUAUUUCCAUUUAUACAUAUUUAUUAUAUGUUGUAUUUAAUAAGUAAACUGACAUAGCUAAAAAUUUUACAUAUAAUGACAUUCAUGUGUCAGCAAAAUGUAUGCAUAUAAAAUAAUGUACUAUAUAGUAGUCAAUUCUGUUAGUCUACUUAUUAUAAUUGAAAAAUAUUCAUUAUAAAAGAUAUUUCUUAACAUUUUUAUAAUUUUACAUCUGAUAUAAUUUUAUUAUUAGAAUGGCAUUUAUAUGUCUGUGUUUUUGUAGAAUUUUAGAUAUAGAUAUUUAGACAUAACAAUUGUAGGAUUAUUUCAUUAUAAAAUUAUUAAAUAAAAUAAAAAAAUAAUUAUAAGGUAUGAAAAUUAUUAACAUUAAAAAAGCAUUAACAUUAUAAUUGAUCAUUUCGCUUGUUUUAUUUGUUGGGCUAGCUACUUAUGAUACUAUAAGUAACGAGAUUUUUAUAAAAAUAUAAUUAUAUACAAAAUAUUUACAAUUUUGUUUUUAACAUGUGAAUAUUAUCAGCAUAUAAAUGAAUGAUCUAAAA